Molecule: messenger RNA, 676 nt
Organism: Pseudovirgaria hyperparasitica
Lineage: Eukaryota; Fungi; Ascomycota; Dothideomycetes; Acrospermales; Acrospermaceae
Product: putative cytosine deaminase
Exons: 4
Coding region: 1-483 (160 amino acids)
Cellular component (GO): nucleus; cytoplasm
Molecular function (GO): diaminohydroxyphosphoribosylaminopyrimidine deaminase activity
Source: RefSeq, a predicted model, not a curated record
AUGUCGUACGACAACGAGGAAUCAAGCCCCGGCUUCAUUGCAGCGCUCGUGGAGGCCAGGCAGGGUGCAGCUGAGGGCGGAGUGCCCAUCGGAGCCUGCUUAGUGGCUCAAGACGGCAAGAUAUUGGGACGAGGACACAACAUGAGGAUCCAAAAGGGGAGUGCUACGCUACAUGCGGAAAUAUCGGCCUUGGAAAAUGCCGGUCGGCUACCGGGUAUCGCAUAUAAGAAUGCGACUAUGUACACGACAUUAUCUCCAUGUGACAUGUGUACAGGUGCAUGUAUUAUGUAUGGCGUGAAACGAGUAGUGAUAGGUGAGAACAAAACUUUCGUUGGCGGCGAGCAAUACCUCCAUGCCAGAAACCGCGAAGUAGUCGUUCUACAGAAUUCGGAGUGUCAAGACUUGAUGACUAGAUUCAUCAAAGAGCACCCUGAGGAGUGGAACGAAGACAUUGGCAAAGAGGGGUCUGUCGAGAGCCCUUAACAAUCAAGGCUAACCAGAUAACCUAUGUAUCUCUUGAAAAUAAUGUAGCAGAUCAUCGGGCUUGACGAAGGGUGUGAUUCCUAUGCCGGGUUAGUGCGUUACAUGUAGGUAUGGGAACCACAUACCAUGCCCCAAAUUUGCUAUCCAGCCUUGUUUGCCGCCCUCGAAGCCAUGCACCAUUUCUUCCACUGCC